Scleropages formosus (Asian bonytongue) is the source of this 2909-nucleotide messenger RNA. RefSeq names its product NOVA alternative splicing regulator 2 (gene nova2). The record is from RefSeq and is a predicted model, not a curated record. Bases 802 to 2298 code for a protein of 498 amino acids. NCBI's taxonomy places the organism in Eukaryota, Metazoa, Chordata, Actinopteri, Osteoglossiformes, Osteoglossidae. Gene Ontology annotation, molecular function: RNA binding. The transcript has 4 exons.
CCGACGCUCGCUCGUUCAGUGCAGGGAUGCUCUGAGCGCGAGACUGCGGCAUCUUCCACACGGCGGCUCCCCCUCGAACAGCAUCUCUUCUCUCGAAUUUCCAUCCAUUCUUUGCACCCAGUCCCUUUCUUCAGGAAACCCACACCCCCCUCCUCAGGCCGUUCGCUUCAACCUGCCGGGCACCUUCAUGCGAGAACCGAACGUCAUCGGUUAGAAAAAUAAUAAAUAUAUAUUUUUUUGCUUUCAUUUCUAUUUCAUUUCUUUUCAUUCGGAGGGGCUCUUUGUUGUCGGUACAUCAUCUGCGCACAGUCGUUUUUGUUUUUUUUUUUUUACAUUGGCCCAUCAGCUUCAUCACUAGUUCUAGAAGAAGAAGAAGAGGAAAACAGCCAGGGAGGGAACGCCAGAAGAAAAACCUUGAAGAGAUACGUAUUGUGCGUAUGAAGAAAUCAGGGAAAGAUUACUGUUGUUGUCACUGCUAGACCUAUUUAAGGCUGCACAGUAAAUUAAUUGACCGGGGGGCGCAGGAGAAAAGGAAUUCGCCUCAUUUUGUGUAGAUGUGACGUUCUACCUAGAGCAGCAGGCGAAGAAGCAGGGUCGUGUUGAGUAAGGCAAAGAGGCAGCGCAUCGCUGUGCGACGAGCGGAGGAGGACAAAGCGAAGACACCUCCUCAGCAGAAGCGCUCAGACGCCUUCAGGGUCCUGCAGAGUCCAGCGCGCUCCGCUCGCUCCGCGACCCCCCGCCCCGUCCGUUUCCGAGCCGCUCCGACUCCGAGGGACGACGCACUUUCCGACCCGAGCUACUAUGAAAAUGAUGGCAGGCGGGGCAGUUCAGCAGAACGGGAUUUUCUCGAACCCGCACCAUCACAGUCAACAGCCGCACAUGGAGUCCGACCCCCCGGACUCCCGCAAGAGACCCCUGGAGACGCCGACGGAGGCGAGCAGCACGAAGCGCACCAACACGGGAGAGGAAGGCGAGUACUUCUUGAAGGUUCUGAUCCCUAGUUACGCAGCAGGCUCCAUCAUCGGCAAGGGGGGGCAGACCAUUGUUCAGCUGCAAAAAGAGACAGGCGCUACCAUCAAGCUGUCCAAAUCCAAAGAUUUCUACCCGGGAACGACAGAGCGGGUGUGUCUCAUUCAAGGAACGGUGGAGGCGCUCAAUGGAGUCCACAACUUCAUUGCCGAGAAAGUGCGUGAGAUGCCCCAGAGUGCCCAGAAAACGGAGCCGGUCAGCAUACUGCAACCACAAACCACGGUCAACCCUGAUCGCGUCAAACAGGCCAAGCUGAUAGUGCCCAACAGCACGGCAGGGCUCAUCAUUGGAAAAGGAGGGGCUACGGUGAAAGCUGUCAUGGAGCAGUCGGGCGCGUGGGUCCAGCUCUCGCAGAAGCCAGAGGGCAUCAACCUGCAAGAGCGUGUGGUGACUAUCAGCGGGGAGCCCGAGCAGAACCGCAAGGCGGUGGAAAUCAUUGUGCAAAAAAUCCAGGAGGACCCCCAGAGCAGUAGUUGCCUCAACAUCAGCUAUUCCAACGUGUCUGGCCCAGUCGCCAACUCCAAUCCCACCGGUUCGCCGUACGCCAAUUCAACCGAGGUGAUGCCGGCAGCGGCCGCGGCUGCAGCCGCCACUGCCUCCAGCCUUCUGGGGCAGGCAGGUCUGGCGGGUGUGGGCGCUUUCCCUGCCACCAUGUCCAGCUUCUCAGGUAAUGACCUCCUGGCCAUUACGUCUGCCCUCAACACACUAGCCAGUUAUGGAUAUAACACCAACUCCUUGGGGCUGGGGCUCAACCCGGCUGCUGCCUCCGGGGUACUGGCAGCCGUGGCUGCUAGCGCUAACCCCGCUGCCGCAGCCGCAGCCAACCUUCUAGCCUCGUAUGCCAGCGAUGCCUCUACUAGUGCUGGCCAUCCUGCCACAACACUGGGUGGCUUCACCCUGGGCUCCUUAGCAGCUGCUACUGGGGCCACCAACGGCUAUCUGAGUGCCGCCUCACCGCUUGUGGCCAGCUCCCUCCUGGCUACCGAGAAGCUGGCUGAAGGAGCAAAGGACGUCGUGGAAAUCGCCGUUCCGGAGAAUCUGGUGGGCGCCAUCCUGGGGAAGGGUGGGAAGACGCUUGUGGAGUACCAGGAACUAACCGGAGCCCGCAUCCAGAUCUCCAAAAAGGGCGAGUUUAUCCCAGGCACCCGGAACCGUAAAGUCACCAUCACUGGCUCACCGGCAGCCACGCAGGCAGCCCAGUAUCUCAUCAGCCAGAGGAUCACGUAUGAGCAGGGCGUGCGCGCCACCAACCCGCAGAAAGUGGGCUAAAAUGGAGGAAACCGAAGCAGGUGGGGGCAGGGUGGGGGUACCGAAAGAGAAAGGAAUCCAAGAAAGCAAAAAGGAACCAAACAUUUGCUCGUGUUUCAGUAUUUAAACAAAGGAUAAGGAAAAACAAACCUACCUGGAAGAAGGAGACAACUCUCAUACCGAAACCAAGAAAAAAUGUGUAAAAUGUAAAUAUGAUUUUAUUACUCAAGUCGUGAUCUUUCGGGAUUUUUAUUGUUUUUUUCCUUCCUUUCCUUUUUUGUUCGCUGGAUGGUGGGAAAAAAAUCAACAUUCUGCCACGCUGCAGUUCCCAGGGUGGGGCGUGUUAACCCUGGGAUUACCCCCCACUCCCCCUACCCAAUACACAUACAGACACAAACACACGCGCACACACACACACACACACACAUACACACACACACACACAUAUAUAUACAUACACCAUUCCUUUGUAGCUCACAGUUUUUUUGUUCCACCUCUGCCUUCGGUCUCAAUUCUCCCCUCCUCUGCCCAAUUCCCUUUGUGGGUCUGCUGAGGCUGCAAACAAGCGCUUGGUUUGAGAUCUAAGGGAGAAUCCCCUUGUCAGUGCCCCCCCCCCCCACGCCCCACCCUCC